AGAUGCAUGUCUGUGUUCUGCUGCUGAAUGGGAUGGCCUUCUAGGGUUUAAAAUUUUGGGAUUGGCUUGCUUAUGCUUUUGGAUCUGUCUGGGGAGUUUUGUUCUCUUACUUUAGCUUGUUUGAUCUCAGAUUUACGGGACACAGGCCGACCGCUACCGAAAUUUGGUGAAUGGGAUGUCAAUGAUCCUUCCUCUGCCGACAGCUUUACUGUAAUAUUCAAUAAAGCUAGGGAUGAGCGAAAGACCAGCAGCAAUAACCAAGGAUCCAACCCUCCAGCAAAUGAACUGUCUGACCAACAGAAAACCACCCAUGCAACCUCCAAGUCGCCUAGUAGCUCAAGAAAAUGGUUCUGCUGCCUAAAAUCUUCACCCGCAGAGUCUUGAUAAUUGAAAGUAUCAUGGUGUUGUUAGUGCAGCUUUCAAAUCCAAAAAUUGUCGGUUUCUGUUCUACCAAUUGAUCAGGCACUUUAGAGAGCUGGGAAAGGAGAUUUUUCAUUAGCUUUCUGAUGGGGGGUUGAACAAAGGUGAGUUGCUAAGGAUUCGGCAACUAUUUUUAGCCUUUAUUUAUUCAUAUUAGAUUGUUUUGUUUACCUUGCUCAAGUUAUAUUGGAGUACUGUAUUUUUCUUGUUCUGUUAGAAGACAUGGUUCUAUUUGGGCCAUUAGCGCUUGAUAAUUGGCCACAAUUGUUUUGCUGGGUGAGUUAAGACUUUGUUCUGUGGUGCUGGUUUCCAUGGUGUGGAGCCUUUCGAUUAGAAGAUGAUGAGUGAUUAUUUUUGUUUAUGGUAAAUUGUUUUCUGUACUCUGAACAUCAGAGCAUUUCAUUUCAGUCUAAGGUUACCAGAUUUGGUUUA
Messenger RNA from Phalaenopsis equestris, 852 nucleotides. RefSeq names its product RPM1-interacting protein 4-like. The coding region runs from base 73 to 384 and encodes 103 amino acids. The record is from RefSeq and is a predicted model, not a curated record. The transcript is spliced from 3 exons. Lineage: Eukaryota; Viridiplantae; Streptophyta; Magnoliopsida; Asparagales; Orchidaceae.